GCUGGCACUUCGGCAUUCGCUGUCGAUCGUUACGCAUCCGAGAAUAACGCCAUUGUGUAAAAAGAAUCCACGACGCUCGGAUAGUGCACGCUGAGGACCGGACUUUCCACCGGACACGUAGUUUUCCUUUAAGAGUUUUCCUCCUGUGAUAUUUAGACUGUGCCAACAUUAGAAACGAGGGAAAGAAUUGAAACAUGGAGGACGAUCAGCAGUUCUGCCUAAGGUGGAACAAUCACCAGAGCACGCUCAUCCAAAACUUUGACACACUCCUCGAGAGCGGCACGUUGGUCGACUGCACCCUGGCGGCGGAGGGGAAGUACCUAAAGGCUCACAAAGUGGUCCUCUCCGCGUGCAGUCCAUACUUUGAGGGCCUUCUCAGCGAACACUAUGACAAACAUCCAGUCUUCAUUCUCAAAGACGUGAAAUUUAAGGAGCUUAAGGCCAUGAUGGACUACAUGUACAGGGGAGAAGUUAAUAUAUCCCAAGACCAAUUGGCAGCAUUACUCAAAGCGGCCGAGUCCUUACAAAUAAAGGGCCUCUCGGAAAGCAAGACUGGUGGUACCAACAGCAACAGCAGCAGCACCAAAACAGACUCGAGGCAACAAAAAACAACACAACCGCCUGUAUUGUCAGACAUUCCACAUGGGUCUUCCGGUCUCACAAUUGAGAAGAACAGCAAAGUUCCUAGGCAGAGUGUAGCGCAUGUAUCGGUUGCUGAUGUACCAGAGGACUCGGCCAGUCCACAAUUACCCAAAGGCGUUUCCUCCAGGGAAGGCUCCCAAAGUCCGCUUCCCAGAAAAAGAAAAAGAAUAAGAAGAAGAAGCGGUGGUGAUGAUAAUUCAAUGGAUAACCACGAGGCAUCAAAUUCUAGUGAUAUACCCCAGCAAUUGGGUAUAACAUCGCUCGGUCUGACGCCUGUUGGGGAUGACAAAUCACACUCAGAGCCUGGAGAUGUUGUCGGCAAGUCAGCACUCAUGUCCCACCUGACGAAACCCACCGACGACAUUCAUCAGAUUUCCCUGGAAAAGGCUGAACCUACAGAUAACCUGAUUGAGCCAAAGUCCGAGUACCUGGAGGACCCUGAGGAGAGUGUUGAAGACUUGACACUGGAUGAUGACAUGAAUGACCUCAAUGAACUGGAACAAGACAACAACAGAGCCGGACCUUCGUCGCACGAUCCAAGUCAACAUCCUGGUCUCGCAGCGUGGCAUGUAACGGGCGAUCGAAGUAAUGCGGGUGGCGUCGUGGGAGCGGUAGCUGGAGCCCCUGGGGCUAAUGACGAAGUUUUCCUCGCCGCCCAGGAGGCCGCCCAGGCCCACCGCGACUCUCAAGUUCAUCCUAAAUUCCAAGGACAGUGGAAAUGCCCCAGAUGCAACAAGGGUUUCAAGAAGAAAAAUGCUAUGGAGACGCACUACAAAUAUGUUUGCAGUCGAGAGCCCCAUCAUGGCUGUCCCUUCUGCAGCCACAGAACCAAAAAGCUCUUCAACAUGCGGAGGCACAUGGAGAGCUGGCAUCCGGGACAGGAGAGGCCAAUUCUCAAGCUCCAGGAUCAUCAAGACUAUAAAUUCAAGUGUCCCUAUUGCAGCAUGGGCUCUGACAACAGAUCCAGUGUCUACAGACACGUGAGAAAUCGUCACGCUGGCCAUCCGGUUCACUCCAUCGAGAGAAUCUAAACCUGGAUUAAUUGCAAUUGCACUUAUCGUAAUUAUCGAGACGUGUCCUGUGAUGGACAUUGACGACUCAGCUCUCAUAAUUGAACGUGAGAUUGACGAGUUCAAUAGAUUCAACCAGUACCUCAUUGUUUUAUGAGAACGAAUAAAUAAAUAUAAUUUUUAAUAAAUUUUCAAAGCUCUCAGCAUGAGUUUGUCACUUCUUGGUACUCUGCCACUCUCCAUUGACUUCCAAGUCCUGGGGAUGCUUCAUCAAAUGAAUUCUUUGAAUUUCAGUUGAUCCUAAAUUUCGGACAGCUCGAUCUUUCAAAGUUACCGGUUACUCUGACUCGUUUAAUGCUCUCUAUUAAUUGUGUGAAUAUCGUGGAUAGAUUGGUUAACUCAUCUUGAAUUUUCAGAAGUGUCAAUCGAUCCUCUUAAAGGCAGAGAUCUGAUGACGUGCACCAAGUGUCAGAAUGUCAACUACCCUCGACCUUCUGUACAGAUGUCCCUUCUGCAAUGAAAAGGACAACGACACUAUUAACAUGGCUCCUUGAAGAGGAUCUACGGUUGCAAUCAGGAGCUCAGAUUUCACUGUCCCUAUACCAGUAUGAGAUCAAAGAAUAGAUCCAACAUGUACAGACACGUUAGGACUCGUCACACUGGCACGUCAGUUCAUCUCAUCGAUUUAUUAACCAACUGCAUUCGUUAUCCUUUCCCAAACAAGUGAUAUUUAAUCAAUAAAUGUCAUUAAUCUCUCCCCCAAGUAUCUACCAAAUGUGUGUCGACUCUAAGUCUGAGUCCUGAAGUUUUCAGGCAUCUCCAUCGCUACCCUGAAUUCAGAACCUGAUCGAAUUGUUCUGUCAUAACAGCUUUCAAACAAAUGUCUGUCUUCAAGGACAUCCUAGCUUCUUCCUGGAAUAAAAGACAGAAUAAUCCACGAAUAAUCAACAAUUCAAUCUCGAUCAGUGUCCAACAAAUGAGAAGUCAACUGUAUUGUUGUUUCCACAGAGACUCUCGUGGUUGAAAAUAAAUAAAUUCCAUCAGUAUCAUCUCA
Molecule: messenger RNA, 2706 nt
Organism: Fopius arisanus
Lineage: Eukaryota; Metazoa; Arthropoda; Insecta; Hymenoptera; Braconidae
Product: longitudinals lacking protein, isoform G
Exons: 7
Coding region: 195-1673 (492 amino acids)
Biological process (GO): regulation of transcription by RNA polymerase II
Cellular component (GO): nucleus
Molecular function (GO): DNA binding; protein binding
Source: RefSeq, a predicted model, not a curated record